Molecule: messenger RNA, 1563 nt
Organism: Penicillium paradoxum
Lineage: Eukaryota; Fungi; Ascomycota; Eurotiomycetes; Eurotiales; Aspergillaceae
Product: SH3 domain protein
Exons: 3
Coding region: 1-1563 (520 amino acids)
Molecular function (GO): protein binding
Source: RefSeq, a predicted model, not a curated record
AUGUCCGACUCCUGCAUUUCCCUUUCGGGGUCAACUGCCUGCCCUGCCUGGAGUAGCUCGUCUAUUACGACCAGCUCCAGCCUGUAUUCAACCUUUCCAUUUCUUAGAAACGUAUCGAACCUCACGGAAUUCGAUAAUUCAUUAGAGGACUAUGUCCGAGGAUCAUAUAUCUCAUCGAAGUAUGAUGACUUGCUGGGAUGUCAAGGGCUCAAUUCUAGCGCCCCCAAUGACUACUAUGCUCAGUAUACAAUCAGUGUCCUGUGCAGUAGUGUCGUACAAAGCUCCAUAUCCGAUUGCAAACUCUCGACAAAUGACUCUCUACCAAUUUGCGUCGACACAUGCGCACUUUGGGCCCGGAGCGAGCAGGAGACUAUGGCAAAUACAGAGUUAUGUCCCAAAACCGACAAGGAUUAUACUGAUCUGAUCUACGCCGAAUUGACCAUCUGUGAAAAACCAUCUGAUGCACUCUCCGGAGAUUGUGUCAGGGGAUCUGCGAAUGAGCCUGACAACUGUGGCUUUGCAUCGAAUACCAUUGGUCUCUGCACUUUUUGUACGAGCAGCACCGAUAGCUGCUGCACGGAAUCCCAUGCUGCGACUCGCUGUGAGGGUGUCUCGGUGCCGACUGUCACUCUGCCGCCUCUCACGCCCUCGCCUUCCGCUACUGCAUCUACUAGCCAUGGUUUGUCCGGUGGCGCAAUUGCUGGGAUCGUCAUUGGCUCCCUUGUAGGAGCUGCCAUUCUAGCUGCCCUCCUCGCGUUCUUUUGCAUCUUCAUGCGUCGACGCCGCCGUGAAACCCAUAACGAGGCUGCACUUAACCAACCAAAUCCGCAAAGAAAGGGUGGAUCGCCAUCGAUGCAGCAGCCCACAAGCCCAACAUCGUAUAACAUGGUCCCAGGAGGCCGAGUUACACGGAUGUCCGCUCUACGUGAAAUGCCUAGUUCUUCGCCCGCCUAUUCUCGUACUUCUGCAGCAAUGUAUGGCAGUGGGCCCAAGUACAGCGACACAUCAGACUCAGAAGGCAUGGGUGCCAGUCCAGGAACCAUGUCCAAGAAGAUUCCCCCUGUGACUGGGAGACGUCACGGCUCACUUUCGAGCAACUCCGUUCUAGCUGGACUGGACAGCGACAGCUCGCCUCUCUCCGCGCCCACGAACCAAUAUUCUUCCCCUGAAAACAUAACCAGUGGUCGAUCAGAGCAGUUGUCGUAUUUCCGCGACUACUACUCCCAGGAUGAGAUUCACGCGGGAGACAAGGUCGCCGUCCUUUGGGCAUAUUCGCCACGGGCAGGUGACGAGUUUGAGCUCGACCGAGGCGAGGUGCUGAAAGUCAUUGGCAUUUGGGAUGAUGGCUGGGCCACGGGUGUGCGACUUCCCGAGCGUGCCGAGGACUUUGGCGUGACCUACCGCGAGCAGCGUGACAGCGGCGUCUCGAAUGGCUCGCGCAUGCUUGGGGCCUCGUCGCCCUUGCCGUCGGGUGAGAUCAAGGCCUUCCCAUUGGUCUGUAUCUGUCUACCGCAGCACUGGCACAAGAUAAUCGACGGCAGCCAGGAAGACGAAGAAGUUUGA